Suillus subalutaceus is the source of this 618-nucleotide messenger RNA. RefSeq lists its product as uncharacterized. Bases 1 to 618 code for a protein of 205 amino acids. Lineage: Eukaryota; Fungi; Basidiomycota; Agaricomycetes; Boletales; Suillaceae. The transcript has 2 exons. The record is from RefSeq and is a predicted model, not a curated record.
AUGCAUGCUUGGAUUCCAGAACGACCACACUAUCUAGAUGAAUUGAUUCGAUUAGAAGUGUGCAGGAGGGCUAACUAUGCAUGCCAUGCUUGCGGGGACUUGAAUGCACCGUAUCGUUGUGAAGAUUGUUUUUCGGUUGAUUUAUUUUGCCAUUCAUGCAUCAUUCAGCUCCAUCAAAAUGUACCGCUUCAUCGAGUCAAGCAAUGGCAGGCCGGAUAUUUUCACCAUACAACUUUAAAACACCUUGGCUUGCACAUCCAAUUAGGAGAUCACACCGGCGAGCCCUGCCGCAAUCCCAAACCUGCCCAAGAUAAUGAUUUUGUUGUAAUCAAUGUCCAUGGAAUACACGAAGUCACGCUUGACUUCUGUGACUGCACGAAUGCACCAUCCCACUACAGACAAUUUCUGCAUGGUCGCUUGUUUCCAGCAACUUCAACAGAUCCGAGGACUGCAGCAACAUUUGCAGUUCUCGAACAAUUUCACCUCCUUUUGUUUGAGUCCAAAGUCUCUGCUUAUGAAUUUUACCAUUGUCUUGCGCGUCGAAGUGACAACACAGGUGUUAAGCCUAUCAAGGUGACACUUGUUCCUUACUUCAGUCAGCACCAAACCCGUUACUGA